This is a messenger RNA of Truncatella angustata, 2453 nucleotides long. RefSeq names its product exoinulinase. Gene Ontology annotation, molecular function: sucrose alpha-glucosidase activity. Bases 221 to 2317 code for a protein of 698 amino acids. Gene Ontology annotation, biological process: sucrose catabolic process. The record is from RefSeq and is a predicted model, not a curated record. The transcript is spliced from 2 exons. Lineage: Eukaryota; Fungi; Ascomycota; Sordariomycetes; Amphisphaeriales; Sporocadaceae.
CCCAUAUUCUCCAUUUUCUGCGUCUUCUCCAUAUUGUCCCCGCAUUUCAUUCUCCACAUUCUAUUGAGACUCAAUGAACGACAUGAAUAUAAAUAAUGAUAUCAUGGGGUUCACUUUUUGUUCUGAAAUCCUUAGAAAACAAUCUCGUUGACUUGAUUAACCCCCAGGUGCUGACUUCAACACUCCAUUUCCAAGCACUAUUUCAGUCCACAUAGCCACAAUGACCCCUCUUGUUCACCACGUAUUGUUACUGAGCUGCAUUUCAAUGCUACGUGUGGCUUCUGCUCAAAACUAUACAGAACCCUACCGUCCCCAGUAUCAUUUCACCCCAGCUGAAAACUGGAUGAACGAUCCCAAUGGACUACUGUAUCACAAUGGCAUCUACCACAUGUACUACCAGUAUAAUCCAGGCGGGAAUACAUGGGGAAACAUGUCCUGGGGUCACGCAACCAGCACUGACUUGACUCAUUGGGAUCAUCAGCCUGUUGCUCUAUUGGCUCGUGGUUAUCCAGGCACUAUUACAGAGAUGUUCUUUUCUGGCUCAGUUGUUGCUGAUGUCAACAAUACGAGCGGUUUCGGUGUAGAUGGAACUGUACCUUUGGUUGCAAUUUAUACAUCAUACUACCCAGAAUCACAGAACUUAACAAGCGGAAAGUCGGUUGAGGGUGGCACACAGGCGCAAUCCAUCGCGUACAGCCUAGAUGAAGGCAUGAAAUGGACCACAUAUGACCUUGCCAAUCCUGUAAUCCCACUCCCUCCGACACCAUACGAAGACCAGUACGAAAACAUUCGUGAUCCUUUCGUUUUCUGGUAUCAUCCAGGCCAAAAGUGGGUCUUAGUAAUGUCGCUGGCAGCACUCCACAAACUUCUCAUCUAUACCUCUUCGAACCUGAAAGACUGGACUCAUAUCAGCGAGUUUGGCCCCAUAAAUGCGGUCGGUGGAGUGUGGGAAUGUCCUAGCAUUUUCCCACUUCCUCUUGAUGGAGAUGAGACGAACAUCAAAUGGGUUGCACAAAUCGGUCUCAACCCUGGUGGCCCUCCGGGCACCACUGGUUCAGGGACGCAGUAUGUGGUUGGAAGUUUCGACGGAGAAAUAUUUGUUGAAGACACCGUCAUCGAAAAUACUACUAAGACCGAGGUCAUUGUUUUCCAGGAUUUUGAGGGCAAUGGUACCUUUGCUGAUCUUGGUUGGACCACUACGGGUGAUUUCAUCGGUGCAAGCCCGGCCCAUGGCACUCUGUCUGGACAACAGUCUGUCUCUGGGUUCAAGGGUAGUCGCCUUGUGAAUACAUUCUUGGGUGGGGAUGCUGCCACAGGAACAAUCAUCUCACCACCUUUUACAAUAUCGCACAAAUACAUCAACUUUCUUAUUAGCGGUGGCAAUUUCCAAGAACAAGAGUGUAUCAACUUGAUAAUUGGAGGUCAGAUCGUGCUUACCGCUACUGGCUCUAACAGUGAAGCCCUCGUGCCGCAGUCUUGGAAUCUCACCGCGUUCAUAGGUGAGAUCGCUGUCAUUGAGAUUGUCGAUCAACUCACAGGCGGAUGGGGACAUAUCAAUAUUGAUCACAUCACCUUCUCCAGCGCAUCAACAGAAGAUGCCCGGACCAAUUGGAUGGACUGGGGUCCGGACUUUUACGCUGCGGCGACCUUCAAUGGGCUUUCCCAAAGAGAUCGCAUAAACAUCGCCUGGAUGAAUAACUGGCAAUAUGGAGGGUCGAUCCCCACAAGCCCCUGGCGAAGCGCUAUGUCUGUUCCACGAAACCUUUCACUCCAGACAGUCAACGAGGAAGUGGCCUUGGUACAGCAGCCAGUGGAGACCUGGGCAUCACUAGAGACGAAGUGUGGAUACGUCAACUCCUGGGAUAAUAUACCAGAAGGCAACCAGGCGCUAAAUUUAUCCGGGAAAGCACUUGACAUUACGUUAUCCUUCUCUGAUAGAUCAUCAAUCUCAGCAUCAUCGGACCAAUUUGGCAUCAUUCUGCGUGCCAAUGCCGACCUCACACAGCAAACACUUGUUGGGUACGAUUUCAGCACCAAGCAUAUGUUUGUCGAUCGGACGAAAUCGGGGAACAUCACAUUUGACAGUACAUUUUCAAGCCUGUAUCAUGCACCUCUGACUCCAGCAAGCGAUCGUACAGUAACUAUGCGAAUUCUACUAGACUGGUCAUCUGUUGAGGUGUUUGGGGGUAAAGGGGAAGUGACGUUGACCACUCAAAUCUUUCCAAACGAUGACGCAACGGGUUUACGGAUUUUCACAUCUGGAGGUGAUACUAGAAAGGUUAACAUAAGCGUAAAGUCGAUUGAACGAGCCUUUUGAGGUUUAUCUUUACGAUGUAAUAUUAUUUCUCCCAGGAAUUAAAAAGUACUCCGUUUUGAAUUAUAUUGGUUCUUCAAGAUACACCAACAUUAGCUUAUAAUAGGUAUAUCAACAAAGUUCUCACAUUUGUCUGAUG